AUGUGCCGGGUGGAAUCACUUUUCGGGAUUAAGACGGUGAAAAUGACGAACGUGCGUAUCAUCUACCUUCCAGCCAACACAACCACCUUUGUGCAGCCCCUGGACCAGGGCCUUAUCGCAUGCUUCAAGAUGCGGUUCCGCCAGCUCAGGGUUGCAGAGCUGAUUAAGGUGUUCGACGAGGGUACCAGUGGCGCCGAACUCCGUCGCUCGAAACCAGGGGCUAGACUUACCGUGACGUGGAUUGGUGAUUCAGUGAAAUCUAUCGAUGCAAGCACUAUUCAAAGGUGCUUCUGGCGCACGGGAUGCCUUCCUGACCAGUGGCUGCCGCAGCUGGAACACGUGACCCCAACAACGAUGGGCUCACCUAGUGGAGUUUCGCAGGCCGUCAUUGCAGAUCUCUCAGACGCAAUUCAGCGUCUGCAGCUGGGCCAUAGGGCAAUGAGCCCUAUGGAGUUCGUGUGCUUUGACGAGCUGCAGCCAACGAGUGAGCUGAUGGAGCCGAAUUUGGAACUCGGAGUGGACUGCGAGAUGCUCAACUCAGAAUUGUCCUUCACCAUGCAGACCAUGACUGCAGAUGCUCUGCUUGACCGAAGUGAACGUCGUGUGGCGCGCCAAGCCACAGAAGUGCUCAUCACUUACGCUCGGGCGAAGGGCAUCCAGCCCCGUGAACUUAUUGACGAGCUCGAAAUUGGAAGUAGUGUCGUCAUGGACCGUCUUGAGCGCGCCAGCCAUCCAACAAUUGACCUCAAUGUCGAUGCAGAAGAGGAACGGGAUGACAUGCAGCAGAUGCAGGCUUGUGCGCCCUUUGCAAAUGAGGCCGAGCUGCUAGCUUUUGCCAUGGAAAUGCUCGGUUUUCGUUCUCCUGUCUAUGGCAGCCAUGGAUACCGGCUACUACGCGUGCCUUUCUGA
Molecule: messenger RNA, 909 nt
Organism: Closterium sp. NIES-65
Lineage: Eukaryota; Viridiplantae; Streptophyta; Zygnematophyceae; Desmidiales; Closteriaceae
Source: the annotation of a GenBank genome assembly